Molecule: messenger RNA, 1581 nt
Organism: Drechmeria coniospora
Lineage: Eukaryota; Fungi; Ascomycota; Sordariomycetes; Hypocreales; Ophiocordycipitaceae
Exons: 2
Coding region: 1-1581 (526 amino acids)
Biological process (GO): intracellular copper ion homeostasis; intracellular iron ion homeostasis; positive regulation of transcription by RNA polymerase II
Cellular component (GO): nucleus
Molecular function (GO): copper ion binding; RNA polymerase II cis-regulatory region sequence-specific DNA binding; DNA-binding transcription factor activity, RNA polymerase II-specific
Source: RefSeq, a predicted model, not a curated record
AUGCCGCUUAUCAACGGUCAGAAGAUGGCCUGCGAGCCUUGCAUUCGCGGCCAUCGGUCGACCAAAUGCACCCACGCCAACGAGCGGCUCAUGGUGCCCGUCCGCAAGCCCGGCCGCCCGCUGAGCGCGUGCCCUCAUCCGUCGGCCCAGCCGUGCUCCUGCGCCGCCGUGACGGCGGCCAUCCCGCGGAAGCAGAAAUGCAACUGCGGCGGCUCCCAGCCCGCGCCCGUGCACGUCAAGCACGAGGAGGAUGCCGCCGGAGCCGGUGGCGGCAGCACGACGCCGCCUAGCUUUUCCAAGCCGAGCGCCGUCUUUCGCGUCCAGAAGUCAGGCUUGAAGGCGGCCCUGGGCAAGAAGCCGUCGAUAGACGCCACGGGCCUCGAGAGGAUGGACGCCAGCCAACUGAACGUCCUGCCCAUGUACGGCGCCGCCGUCCCGCAGCCCAUGGCGAUGCCCGGCGCCGUCCCGGCUCCCAUCUCGGACAUGCCCAUGUACGGAAGCCUUCGCCUGACGCCGACGGAGAGUCGACGCAGCCCCGACUCUGCACUCUUCCCCAUCUUUCCCUUUUCCGUCUGGAACCCGCCCAUAAGCGGCCCUCUGCCGGAGACGGCCGCGGCCGCGGACCAGUCGACGAAUCUUUCGACGCGUUCGAGCGCGCCGCCGACGUCCGCCGGAUGCUGCGGCGGCCGCUCGAACGGGACCAACGGCAACGGCAACCUGCAGGCCUCGAUGUCCGUCCCGGCCGCGAGUGGUCAUGGGGGGGCGGGGGCGAAGAGUUGCUGUUCGACGACGACGACGACGACGACGACGACGACGACGGAAUCUCGGGGCCUCGCGCCGAAAUCCGAAUCGAUGCCUCCUCUCUCCCCCACCGGCCUGCAAUCGCCCACCGGCAUCAUGGGGCCGCCGACGAGCGCACACCUCACCAUGUCGAGCGGCGGCUAUCCGUAUUACUCGCAGCCGACAAUUUUCAGCUAUCCCCCUCAGUUCGGAUCCUUCCUCCAACCCCUCCAGCCGGAGCAGUGGCGAGAUAUGAUGACGAGGGUCAACUACGAGCAGCCCAUGGCCGCCCCGAACCCGCCCGCCUUCGAGAUGCCGCCGGCGCCCGGGCCGGGCGUUCCCAACGACGCGACGUGGACCUCCCACCAGUGUACCUGCGGCCCCUCCUGCCAGUGCAUCGGCUGCGCGGCCCAUCCGUACAACAACGCCACGCAAAACUACGUGCGGUCGGCCUGGAGCACCAUGAUGGAGGACGAGCAGAACAUGCACCCGCCCACCAACGGCCGCGCGAACGUCGGCAUGAACCUCCACCAAGAGUCAUUUGCGAGCCGGACGUCGAGCGGCCGGGAAACACCAGCAGCAGGGCUGGUCGAGGGCGGAAUCGCCUCGGCGUCGCCGCCGCAAACGCCGUCUGACGCUUCCACGGCGGCCCCCGAGGAGCAGACGUUGUCGGCGAGCGACUACUUCUUCGUCAGCUACCCCUUCCGCGAUUCGUGCGCCGGCGACACGUCCAACUGCCCGUGCGGCGAUGACUGCCAGUGCAUUGGAUGCAUCAUUCACGGGUCGGGGCGCGUGCCGUAG